Megalops cyprinoides (Indo-Pacific tarpon) is the source of this 3737-nucleotide messenger RNA. RefSeq names its product solute carrier family 35 member F5-like. Gene Ontology annotation, biological process: regulation of peptide transport. The coding region runs from base 158 to 1624 and encodes 488 amino acids. Lineage: Eukaryota; Metazoa; Chordata; Actinopteri; Elopiformes; Megalopidae. The record is from RefSeq and is a predicted model, not a curated record. The transcript is spliced from 15 exons.
GCAACGCAGAAGGCGAGAGUUAAUGUUUACAAGGUAGCUGUAGAUUAGCAAAUGUUGAAAAAUGUUUCUCCUUAAGACACAGAUACCACAGUAAUACAAAAGAAGUGGCGUCCGCUAAUAUUAAGGAGUGCUGUGCACACCAGCAUUUAGUGCCCUGAUGGAGUGGGUGUUCAUCAUGAACAGGAUGGGCUCCCAGAGCAGUUCUCUGGCUCAGCGCCGGCGCAUGGCUCUGGGCGUCCUCAUCCUCCUGCUGGUGGACGUCAUCUGGGUGGCCUCCUCUGAGCUCACCUCGUACAUAUUCAAGCGCCAAGACUACAACAAGCCUUUUUUCAGUACCUUUGCCAAAACGUCCAUGUUCGUGCUCUACCUGAUGGGCUUCCUGGUGUGGAGGCCCUGGAGGCAGCAGUGUACCAGGAGGCUGCGAGGGAGACACGCCGCUUUUUUUGCAGAUGCUGAGGCGUAUUUCACCGCAUGCACUACAGACAAUAGCCUCAACAACUCUUUGAGCGAACCCCUCUAUGUCCCUGUGAAGUUUCAGGAUGUACCCUCCGAACAGUCCCACAAUGCCAAUGGUGACUGCGACACGUCCACAAAAAAGCACCGGGUUCGAUUCAGCAACAUCAUGGAGGUGCGUCAGCUGCCAUCCACACAGGCUCUGGAGGCCAAGCUGUCCCGCAUGGCCUACCCAGUGGCCAAGGACCAUGAGUCCAUGCUGAACACGGUCGGCAAGCUGACCGUGACUGAGGUGGCCAAGAUCAGCUUCUUCUUCUGUUUUGUGUGGUUCCUGGCUAAUCUCUCCUACCAGGAAGCGCUAUCUGACACGCAGGUGGCCAUCGUGAACAUUCUGUCCUCGACUUCAGGUCUCUUCACUCUCAUUCUGGCUGCCAUAUUUCCUAGCAACAGCAGUGACCGGUUCACACUGUCCAAGCUUCUAGCUGUGGUGCUGAGCAUGGGGGGCGUGGCUCUCGUGAGUCUAUCCAGCUCGGACAGUCCUGAUGAUAAAGGCACUUUAGGGUCUGUCUGGGCGCUGGCCGGAGCUGUCCUCUAUGCUGUCUACAUUGUGAUGAUCAAAAGGAAGGUUGAGAGGGAAGACAAGCUGGACAUCCCCAUGUUCUUCGGAUUCGUGGGCCUCUUCAACCUCCUGCUUCUCUGGCCCGGUUUCUUCCUGCUGCAUUACACCGGGUUUGAAGCCUUUGAGCUGCCCAGCAAGCUGGUGUGGAUGUAUAUCAUCAUCAACGGCCUCAUCGGAACAGUGCUGUCUGAGUUCCUAUGGCUGUGGUGUCCUUCUUGCAGGGGCUGCUUCCUCACCUCGUCGUUGAUCGGCACCCUCGCUCUGAGCCUCACCAUCCCCCUCUCCAUCAUAGCAGACAUGUGCAUGCAGAAGGUGCGUUUCUCCUGGCUGUUUUUUGCUGGGGCCAUCCCCGUGUUCCUGUCCUUCUUCAUCGCCGCGCUCCUCAGCCACUACAACAACUGGGACCCGGUGAUGGUGGGGCUCCGCAGGGUGUUCGCCUUCAUCUGCCGGAAGCACCGCAUUCAAAGAUCGCCGGAGGACAGCGAGCAGUGCGAGAGCCUCAUUCCCAUGCACUCCGUCUCCCAGGAUGAUGGAGACAGCUGCUGCUCAUGAGCCAUCGGCAGGUUGCCAGAUGCGACAACAGCACAUGGCAACAUGACAAUCCGGAGCAGCCGGAAAGGAACCCCAAACUCCCAGUGCCUCUUUUUCUAUUUAUUUAUAACCUAAUCCACGGCGCCGAGAUGAUGGAUCCAUCCCUUUAAAGAAGAUAUGCUCUGUUGCUUGAGCUCGUCAAUAUGCUGGAUGUAAUCUUUUCUGUUGUUGUUGUUUUGUUUUUUUUUAAUUUUAUCAAAGGUACUUGGGUCGGAGUGGUCCAAACCCUCGUUGUAGUUUUGAAUGUACAGGAUGAGGCAAUGGGCAUACCACCUGAAACGCUACACAUCUAAAAACAAAAAACACUACAGCCCAUAUGAGUAUAUGCUUUGCUUUUUGGGGGGAUGGGGUGUAGAGGGGCAUCCUGUUGGUCUUGAUGCUGGUAAUAAAUACAUGCCAUGGGCAAACGGUGUGUAGAGAGAUGACACAAACUGAUGUUAAAACACAACCAGAGGAGCACUCGAUUUGUGCUUCUCGACCGUAAAUGGUACAUAAGGCUGCACAUAGUGUUAGACUGAACAUGAAUAAAGUGUUAUGUUAUUGUGGAAGUUUAAAAAAUGCAAUCAUUAACAACUGUGAGUUCUCAAAAGGACCAUUCCUCCAAGCUGAACUGGUAGUACUGGAUGUUGAACAAUAUACGUAUAUAUACAGUGAAAGACUGAAAAUUGGAUUUUCAGUGCAUUUUCCACCCUAUAGGCAAAAAUGUGUUCCACCCGAGUGAAAUCAUCUUUGGUCUCUAGUAGAGUGUAUCAUUGACAGAUCAUCUUAAUGGUUUUAAAAGAUGUUGUUUUAGCACAUGAUUUUGUCUCCCUCAAUUGGAUGAUUUCAGACUGAUUGCAAACACAUUGGUAUUUGUUUUGUGUGUCCAACCAAACACUAUUCCUGGGUUAAAUGCUCGGUAAAGCUUGUUGACAUUUUCCCACAGCAGUGUCGAAGGUUAGGUUUUUCUCAGAAGAGCCCUGUUAUUUACAGAAAGUUUUAUUUAUUCCCUGAGUUUUGAUGAUUUAAUAACCAUUUGCUCAUUUUAAUAUUGUGCACUUAUGCUCUUGCAUCUAGUGGGGAAGCAAAGUCUAUUCAAGCAGGAUAAGUUGGUUGUCAGAUAGCUUUGUAGCAGUCAGGCAGCAUUCCUGUCUUCCAGUUUUCAAGGUCUUCAGAAUCGAAACUCUGGACAAAUAAACUGUGUUAAGUGGUUAGAAACUACAGAAUGUCAAUAUCAGAUGAGUGUUUGUCAAUCAUACUUGGUAACUAAAACUUUUGAUUUCUUGUGAAAUAUCCCUUCCAGUUGCCAUACAUGGGGAUUCGCUUUUAUCUUAUUUCCUGUAGAUGUCAAGCUGUCAGAUGUUAGUGAGUCAGCAUUAUUGUAUCGUUGGUGUGUAAGCAGAAGAUUUCUGGAAUUUUUGAGGGGGCCCUGGUUAACACAAGAUACUGGUAACAUGUAUCACUGAACAAAGUUUGCCAUUACAUCAAAAAAAAAUCCACAGUGGUUGGUUACCUCUUGCAAGUCAAGAAGAGGAAAAAAGGACAUUAUAUAUCAUUUUCCAUGUGUUAAUGUUUCAAAAUGUAUGGUCACAGCAAAAUCCCACUAAGGUUGGUAAUUGCAAGAUACUGGAAACAAACGUAUAAAGGGUAUAAGUAUGCAGGCAUAUAUACAUACACACAAAAUGUUCAGUCUGGUUUGAACUAUGUUUGAAACUUUUUUCCCAAUGGUGCUGUUUUUGUAUGAGGUAUAAAGAAGGAUGACUUUGAAGUCUCAGGUACUUUGGGGGAGAACUGAAUGCUUUUUUAAUUUUAUUUUAAUGCUUUAUUUUGAUCAGAGCCUUUCUUUUAUUUUGUAUAUUUUUAACAUACAAAGGAUCUCCUUUUAAAGACAAGUAUGGCUUUAUGAAAGCUUUUUUUUGCUGUUUUAUAAUCAUAGCCACUAUAAAUGAGAGCAGAUCAUAUUUCAUGUCUUUCUUCUCCGUGUAUGUUGCAUUGUGUAAAGUUGUCCCUCUCUUUGUGUUCUUCCUGCUUUUGUACAAGGAAAAGUUGAAAAUAAUAUGCCUUUUGUGUUUUAUCCUGUCAGUCCCCCAUUUCA